Molecule: messenger RNA, 5886 nt
Organism: Carcharodon carcharias (great white shark)
Lineage: Eukaryota; Metazoa; Chordata; Chondrichthyes; Lamniformes; Lamnidae
Gene: vwde
Product: von Willebrand factor D and EGF domains-like
Exons: 35
Coding region: 1-5886 (1961 amino acids)
Biological process (GO): anatomical structure development
Cellular component (GO): cell surface; extracellular region
Molecular function (GO): signaling receptor binding; calcium ion binding
Source: RefSeq, a predicted model, not a curated record
AUGACUGGAAAAAUCCUGCCCUUGGAUUUGCAUUUGACAUUACAUAACCUAAAGGGCUAUGAACUAGGAGCUGUAAAGUCCCCUGAAUGCUACCCUGGUGGUCACCAGCUCCUUCAGAACCCCUACAGAAGCGUGGACUUUGAUUCACUCCGACUGCAACAGUCAGCAAUUCAGGAGUUAAUAUGUGAUCACUCUUUAAUACCAGGAUGGUAUCGCUUCCAGAUCUUUGAUAAGCCAGCAGAAAUGCCAACAAAAUGUGUGGAGAUGAAUCACUGCGGUACCCAAGCCCCUGUUUGGUUGUCUUUAAGAGACACUGAAUCUCUGCCACAAGCUGGAGAGGUUAAGCAUUUGACUGCCUGUGCAACUUGGCAGUUUUUUUUUAGCACAACAAAGGACUGCUGUCUUUUCCGAAUUCCAGUCAGCGUACGAAACUGUGGUGACUUUUUUCUGUACCUACUCCAACCUACACAGGGAUGCAUGGGAUAUUGUGCAAAAGUUGUGUCUGAAACAAAAGAACAAAGCAACUGUGGUCCAGAAGAGAUUGAAAUUGGAGACACUUGUCGAGCUAAACAUCCACCAUCUCCAGCUGCUAUCGAAGUUGUGGCUGAAUUAGAUAAUGGUGGUAUUUAUCUGAAGUGUUCCUUUGAGAGUCCGGUAGUAAACAGUUCUCUUGGAUUUAUUAUCACUUGGUUCCGCCUGUCACCUGAUGGGACCAAAGAGGAGCUGCGUCAGGAAACAACAGUCCAGACAUUUUCCUUUAUAGAAUUGGAUGGCGUAAAUCUCAGACUUGGGGACAGGAUUUGCUGCAGGAGCUUAAGUUUCUACUUGGAUAGUCCAGAUAUUCAGGGACCCCCUGCUGAAAGCAAAGAAUUUUUUGCUGGUGUGAAGAUUCACCCAGAGGCUUUGACUAUAGCAGAGGAUGGAAAGCAACACAGACUGGUGAUUGAGAGUACAGUGCCAAUCCCUUGCUCUGAAUUCAGCCAGGCUGAAGAUGAAUGUAAACUCACAAUUAUGCUUAACACAGCAAAUCAAGAUGUACCAAGUGUUGGACAUUCAGGAUCAAAUCUUGCCCUUUCCUCGUGUCAUGUGGACCUACACCAAGCACCUUGCAAUCGAGGCAUAUGUUCCCGAUCAUCUAUUCACUAUACAGCAGUGACUGACUUUGCGCAGGAUGGUGACAGAGUGACUGAAGUUACCUCAUGGCCCAUUGCCACUGAAAACUUCCUGUGGAACAGCUACAUCCCAGAGCCAGUUCAGAUAAUAGUGAAAGAUGUCCCCACUGCCUAUUGUUACUCAUUUACAGAUCCACACCUGAUCACAUUUGAUGGCAGGCGUUACGAUAAUUACAAAACUGGGACCUUUAUGCUGUAUAAGAGCAUUGCUCGAGACUUUGAAGUACAUGUCCGUCAAUGGGACUGUGGGAGUCCUCAUUAUCCAGCUUCUUGCAACUGUGGAUUUGUUGCUAAAGAAGGAGGGGAUAUUAUUGCUUUUGAUAUGUGUAAUGGACAACUACAUGAAACCAGGCCACAUUUAUCUGUGAAAAGUCAAGACAUUACUGGUAACAACGUUAAAAUCACUGAGUCUUACCAGGGAAAGAAAGUAACAAUCACAUUUUCUUCUGGAGCAUUUGUCCGUGCUGAUGUGAGUGAAUGGGGAAUGAGUUUAACACUCAGAGCACCAGGUGUAGACUUCCAAAGUACCAGGGGUCUUUGCGGCACAUUUGAUGGUGAUGUGAAUAAUGAUUUUCAUGGUUCAGAUGACCUCUUAAUUCAAGAAAAGAUUGACAAUCUUGAUAAUUUCAUUGAAAAUUGGAGAAUUCUGUCUGGAAAGAGUCUAUUUGAUAAAACAGCACCUUCACCUGUUAUUGUCAAAAAAAGACAUUAUUGUAGUUGUAGUUCUGAUUCAAUUGUGCUGCAACAAUCUUCCAAUAAACUAGAUUCUGUUCCUCAAUCUAUGGUUCCUUCAGCCUGUCCAGGAAGUGAAAAUGUGAGAAAUUCCAAUUUGAUACCAGUACUGGAUGUUACAGCAGAGUACAUUAGCACUGUUGAGCUGAUUAGAGGAAUUAGUAGGCGCAAUGCUCAAAUCAAGUCUACAAUUUCUACUUUAAGAGAUAUACAUUAUGCCAGUCUGAGUAAAUCAAAUCAAACCAUCCAUUUAGCAAGGGUCUCCUAUGUACAUCCCAGAGAGAAGACCAUGCUGAGAAAACAAGCCAUGUCAAGGCAACACACUAGAAGGAACAAACACAAAGAUGACAACUACCAUCAGAAAAGAUAUCUUGAGAAUAGAAGAUGGAAACGGCAAAAUUAUUAUGAAUACUUACCAACAUUCCCUUUUCAAAGUCUUACUCAGACAGACUUAGAAGGAUUCAGUUAUUUCUUUCCUGAGGACCAUACUUCUGAACUUCAUCAAGAGAUUUUGCCUUCUUGGCCUACAUCUUCUGGACUGACAGAAGCUAUGGCCUUUGAUUUAUGCCAACAGACAGUUGCCAAUUCCAGUAUAGGUCGAGCCUGUGGGGAGCUACUGGGCCAACGAUUAGUGGAUGUUAUAGAUAUUUGUAUCUUGGAUCUUCAGCUUAAGGAUGACGUCAGCUGGGCAAGUGGAGGUCUAAGUUUGUUAGAGAAUGAAUGUGAAAAGAAACUACUGGAAGAUGGGAUCCAUCAUGGAAGUGGCAAUGGGGAUUUGUCUAGUGUACCUCAGGACAUCUUGUCAGCACUAAGAUGUCCCAAUUCUUGCACUGCCAAUGGUGAAUGUACUGAGUGGGGUUGUACCUGUUUUUCAGGUUUUAGCAGCUAUGAUUGCAGUGUUUUAGUUGAUCAGCUUCCUGAAAUCACAGAGUUGGAGAAUUCUGGAUUGUGUGAUGUUCGGCAGUAUGACUGUACUUCUGUGAGGGUCUUUGGCCAGUGGUUCAUGGAGUCUGCAAGUUUAACAUGUGAAAUCAUCAAGCUGCAAUACGUCAAUGAUGACUGGGUUCCAACUGUCUCACAUCCAACAAAGGUGACGUUUUUGAGUAAUCGAGCUGUGGACUGCCAGAUUCCAGCUGAGAUUGGUCAACCAUUUGAAAGUAUAGACCUUCUUGAUGACAAGCCAAUUGCAAGAUGGCAAGUCAAGAUUUCAAAUGAUGGGUACACGUACAGCAAUUCACAGUUCUUAACAUUGUUUGAUGGAGCUUGUCAAACUUGUGAGCCAAACUCUGAUGGACUCUGUACUUUAAAGGAGCAAACAUGCAAUAUUGAUGGGCUCUGUUAUGGCGCAGGGGAUCCAAAUCCAACUAGCCCUUGCCUCUUGUGCAAACCAGACACAUCCAAGUUUGAGUGGUCUGUUAAUGAAAAUAACCAGCCUCCAAUAUUUCAAGCUUCACAAGGAAGGCUUCAAACUUUCACUGGUGAAAAUUUUGUGUACCAGUUCUUGGCUUCAGACCCAGAAGGAUCUGCUGUUGUUUUUAACAUAAAUACUGGGCCCAAGGAUGCUAGUCUUUCUCCUGCAGGACUUCUUAUAUGGAAGGUUUCAUUAAAGGAAUCACAGACGUUCACUUUUUCUGUGACAGAUGACUGUAAUGCUGAGACCAACGUAUCAGUAGAGGUCACUGUAAACUCAUGCAACUGCUUGAAUGGUGGUUCCUGUGUUACAAACAUAAAUUUUCCUCCAGGAAGUGGAGAGUAUCUCUGUAUGUGCUCCCUUGGUUUUGAAGGAAGUUAUUGUGAGGUGAACAUUGAUGACUGCAAAUCCAAUCCAUGUGGCUUUGGCAGUUGUGUGGAUGAAAUCAAUAGUUAUUCAUGUAAAUGUCAAGAAGGCUUUCAAGGUGCCAACUGUCAAGAGGAUGUUAAUGAAUGUGAAGCCAACCCAUGCAUUCCAACGAUGUAUUGCUAUAAUACAUUUGGCUCCUAUAGAUGUGGCCACUGUCCACCAGGAUUCAGUGGCAAUGGCCACAUGUGCACAAGGAUUGAUUUGUCUGCAUUGCACACAGUGGUUCUGAGACUGAUCAUAAGAUAUGGACCAUUGAGGCAAACAUUUGGGCACGUAUCAGCAAAAUUUCAUGAAAAGCUUCUGCAGGACGAAUUACUUUUUACAGGUAGCACUUUGAAAGAGCUAGCACAGGCUCAUUCUUUGUCGUAUGAUACUCUAAUUCAGGCUGUCAGUUUCACAGCAGUAGCUGGAUUCCCACAGGUGCAGGAAGUCAUAGAUUGCAUGCAGGUGAUAGUCAAGGCACCCUCAGGUCAGCCAGAAGCCUUCAUUAACCACAAGGAGAAGAAUGCUCAUUACGCAUCAGAAUGUGCGAGGACUGGCAGCGGCCAAGUGCAGAUCGCCAUUCUUAGCCACUUCCAGCAGGAGGCCCUCGAACUGGAGGGGCACAAUGCAUCCAGGUGCACUGGUGUCAAUCUUCAGGAACCUGGGGUUAUCAGACCAAAGUCAAGAGUCACUGCUACAGCUACUGCACCUUCUGUGAUGACAACAACUGUCAAGAAGCCACAUGUCCAUCACUGGACUACAGUACAUCAGACUGCUGACAAUAGAUCUACAGCCUGGCUUCCCUCCAUCCCAUACAGUCAACUUUUACCUAGAAAAACUCCAGCUGCUACAUUCCUAGAAAUCAGUAAAGGGGAAAGAGGGAGCAGUAAAGAAGAAGAAGCAAGUGAUAAUACAGCAAGAAACCACAUGAAAGGAGAAAGAGGUGUUACAAAAGCCCUUGGUCCAUCAUUGACUCAGAGGAGGCCUGUAAUAAAAUCACAGCCUUCCAAUGUGACUGUAACUACAGAAGGUCUUUACACAAAGGAUGACCUGACGCCUGAACCAAAGAUAGUUACAUGUGCAGACUCACCGUGUUUCUCUGGGGUUCCUUGUGAAUCAACUCAUUAUGGAAGCUUCAAAUGUGGACGCUGCCCUUUUGGCUAUUUUGGCGAUGGAGUCACAUGCAAAGCAAUGUGCAGAUAUCCAUGUGGAAGGAAUAUGGAAUGUUCUGCGCCAAAUACUUGUCGCUGUAAACCUGGUUACACUGGAUACAGCUGCCAAACUGCUAUAUGUCGCCCUGACUGUAAAAAUCGUGGGAAAUGUCUAAAACCUGAUGUUUGUGAUUGUCCACCUGGAUAUGGAGGAUCAACCUGUGACAAAGCUUAUUGUGAACCAGCAUGUCAACACGGAGGAACCUGCUUGGCUCGAAAUCUCUGCACCUGUCCCUAUGGUUUUGUUGGACCACGAUGUGAAACAAUGGUUUGCAAUAGGCACUGUGAAAAUGGUGGUGAAUGUGUCUCUCCCGAUGUUUGUCAGUGCAGAUCUGGCUGGUAUGGUCCCACAUGUAACACAGCUGUUUGCAGCCCUGUAUGCCUGAAUGGUGGGACGUGUAUCAGACCCAACAUCUGCAUGUGUCCGAAUGGAUUUUUUGGAUCACAAUGCCAAAACGCAAUUUGUAGUCCUCCUUGCAAGAAUGGCGGUCACUGCAUGAGAAAUAAUGUCUGUUCUUGUCCAGAUGGCUACACAGGAAAAAGAUGUCAGAAAAGUGUCUGUGAGCCAAUGUGCAUGAAUGGAGGAAAGUGUGUGGGUCCUAAUGUCUGCUCUUGCAUGUCAGGAUGGAGAGGGAAAAGGUGUAAUAUACCUGUCUGUCUACAGAAGUGCAAGAAUGGAGGAGAAUGCAUUGGUCCCAGUACUUGUCAUUGCAUGACUGGGUGGGAAGGACUGCAGUGUCAAAUACCUGUAUGCCGACAAAAAUGUCUUUACGGAGGGAAAUGUAUUCUUCCAAAUGUGUGCUCCUGUCGAGCAGGAUAUUCUGGAUUCAUUUGUGGCAAGAAGGUGAGAGGAAAUUCUUGGAAGACAAUUAUUAAACACACUGAAAAUCAAAGUACCGGUGAGACUGGGUUAGCUGGCACCAGUGUCGAAUAUCCCUCCCAGCAAUAA